Messenger RNA from Cannabis sativa, 1472 nucleotides. RefSeq names its product patatin-like protein 2. Bases 128 to 1315 code for a protein of 395 amino acids. Gene Ontology annotation, biological process: lipid metabolic process. The record is from RefSeq and is a predicted model, not a curated record. Lineage: Eukaryota; Viridiplantae; Streptophyta; Magnoliopsida; Rosales; Cannabaceae. The transcript is spliced from 5 exons. Gene Ontology annotation, molecular function: monoacylglycerol lipase activity; glycerophospholipase activity.
CAUAGAUGUUUUAGGAGUAUACAAAGCAUCAACCAAUCAAAAUAUAUCACUUUUCAUUGAGUUUCAUAUAUUUCGAUCUCUUCAUAGUUAUUUUCUUGCUUUAUUAUCUAUCUCAAGUUUUGUUUUAAUGGGGAGUACUAGUGAGAAAAAAGUGUUCACAGUUCUAAGUAUUGAUGGAGGUGGGAUUAGAGGCAUUAUCCCAGGCACUAUUCUGGCUUUUCUUGAAUCAAAGCUUCAGGAAUUGGAUGGACCAGAUGUAAGGAUUGCAGAUUAUUUCGAUGUAAUUUCAGGAACAAGCACUGGUGGCUUAGUCACCACCAUGCUUGCUGCCCCCAACAAACACAAUCGACCCAUGUUCGCUGCUAAAGAUAUUAACGAUUUUUACUUACAACAUACGCCUAACAUCUUCCCUCAAAGUGGGGAUUCAUUGUUUGGAUCGUUAGCAAGUUGGAUGGAGAGCUUAACAGGUCCUAAGUAUGAUGGAAAGUAUCUUCAUUCCCUUCUUAACAGUCUACUUGGUGAUCUCACUCUCAGCCAAACCCUAACCACUAUCGUUGUACCAGCUUUUGACAUAAAGCUCGUUCAACCUUGUAUUUUCUCUACCACAGAGGGAAAAGAAAACUCGUUGAGAAAUGCUAGACUAGCAGAUAUUUGCAUCAGUACCUCAGCAGCACCCACUUAUCUCCCAGCACAUAGUUUUACCACUACUGAUGACAAUGGAAAUUCUCGUAGUUUUGAUCUCAUUGAUGGUGCUGUUGCUGCAAAUAACCCAUCUAUGUUGGCAAUUAGCCAUAUCAUCAGAGAAACAGCAAAGAAGAAUAAUAACAAAUCAGAAGAAGAAGAAGAAAAAGUUGGGAUGGAUGGAACUAAAAUGCUAGUGUUGUCAUUGGGAACAGGUGAAGCUAAGCAUGAAGAGAAGUACAACGCUUCCAUUGCCUCCAAAUGGGGUCUCAUUAAUUGGAUUUUUGACAAUGGAACCACACCCAUCAUUGACAUUUUUGCUAAUGCUAGUUCUGAUGUUGUUGAUUUUCUUGUAUCAACUAUCUUCCAAUCUCAACAUCACACGAAAAAUUACCUUCGUAUUCAGGAUGAUACAUUGGUUGGGAAUGAGUCAUCGGUUGAUAUAGCAACUACUGAGAAUCUACAAAGACUUGUUGAUAUCGGGACAAAGCUACUAGAGAAACCAGUUUCGAGGGUAAAUUUGGAAACAGGUAAGUAUGAGAUUGUUGAAGGAGAAGGUACUAAUGCUGAAGCUCUUCUCAAUUUUGCCAAACUCCUAUCCAAGGAGAGGAAAUCAAGAUUGAUGAGUCAAUAACGAAUUAUAUACAAAUCUGUUCUUAUACUUAUAAUUAGAAGAAGUAAUAUAUUUAUAAAUUUCAUUGUUAAUUUCUCUCCUUAAUGUAAACAUUCCACGCUUAAUUUUUUUGUAUGUAACUUUCAUUUUUCCUAUUAAUUUUUGAAAAAUUUAAUUA